CGUUGGUUUUGCACUGUCAAAUUGGGCGAGUAACAAUCAGCUGUUUAUCGAACGAUAGGCCAACAUUUCCAAAUUAAUUUUUUUUAAGAUUAUUCAUAUUGCAAUCAGAUUAGAUAAUAAAUAAAAUGCUUCUAAAGCAAAUACUUAUACCCGGUCAAUAUCAGGUGCGACAUAUUUCAUCUGCGACAGCAGCUGUAACACGUUUACAUCGCUCGGUAUAUCGCCGCAUGUACCCUACGGUGGUGGUGCAGCCUGAUGGUUCCACAAUCAACAUACGUUAUCAGGAGCCAAGGAAAAUCAUUAAGUUGCCACUGGAUCUAAGCACAUUGAGUGAGGCAGAGCGCAAAGCACGCUUGGAAGCACGAAAACCGCGUAAAAAAGUAAAGAUUCAAGAUGAAGUUGAGGACACAUUCAAUGCGAAAAAAUACAUGAAAUAUAUUAAGAAAAAAUAAAGUUCAUAGGCCAAGUAGGACAUCUAAAACAUAA
Rhagoletis pomonella (apple maggot) is the source of this 486-nucleotide messenger RNA. It is a transcript of the gene mRpL55, whose product is annotated as 39S ribosomal protein L55, mitochondrial. NCBI's taxonomy places the organism in Eukaryota, Metazoa, Arthropoda, Insecta, Diptera, Tephritidae. The coding region runs from base 126 to 452 and encodes 108 amino acids. The transcript is spliced from 2 exons. Gene Ontology annotation, molecular function: structural constituent of ribosome. Gene Ontology annotation, biological process: translation. Gene Ontology annotation, cellular component: mitochondrial large ribosomal subunit. The record is from RefSeq and is a predicted model, not a curated record.